CCGGCCUUUUCCCCACCGAUUUCGUAGCGUUUUGCCCUCUCUCUGCUGUGCGUUGCUCACCACUUUCGGUGCAAGUUCGCCAACCAGCGACUGUCGCUAAGCGUCUCUCUUCUCCUUCUCGAAUAGCUAUUUGCCGGCACCACCAUGACUGAGCGCAAGGCGGUCAUCAAAAAUGCCGACAUGUGAGCAUCGGACGCUGAGAGGGCAGAGGGAGGAUGUGUGUGUGGGCGCGCGUGUGUGUGUGUACUGCGUUCUCCGUGUGUGAAAUGGCUGCAGGUCGGAGGAAAUGCAGCAGGACGCCAUAGACUGCGCCACACAGGCGCUGGAAAAGUGCGAGGGAAAGGCCGAGGGGGCUGGGCUGGGCGGGGGCUGUGUCGACGGCUGUGUGUGUGAGGUCUUUCUUUGUGCCGUCCGUGUGUUGUGUUGCCUGCCUGGCUGCAGGUACAACAUCGAGAAGGACAUCGCGGCCUACAUCAAGAAGGAGUUUGAUAAGAAGUACAACCCCACAUGGCACUGCGUCGUCGGACGAAACGUAAGUAAUGACACACAACACAGACAGAUAUCUGACACACACACAGACAUAACACACAAAGAGAGAGGGGAAGGAGACCAGGAAGGAGACCACGGCCGUGCACGGCAACACACACGCGGCGCUGCGCGCUUCCAAUGCACUGCAUGACCCCUGCAAAAUCUAAAAUCUGUUGUGUGCGUCAGUUCGGUUCCUACGUGACGCACGAGACGAAGCACUUCAUCUACUUCUAUCUCGGCCAGGUGGCGGUGCUGCUCUUCAAGUCGGGCUGA
Messenger RNA from Vitrella brassicaformis, 801 nucleotides. Lineage: Eukaryota; Vitrellaceae. The record is from the annotation of a GenBank genome assembly.